Trichobilharzia szidati is the source of this 1134-nucleotide messenger RNA. Lineage: Eukaryota; Metazoa; Platyhelminthes; Trematoda; Strigeidida; Schistosomatidae. The record is from the annotation of a GenBank genome assembly.
UGUUAGGCUGUGUCUGGUGGCGCUCAGUUUGACUAUCUAAGCAUGCCGAACAAACCGAAGAAGAUUAUAAAGGCCAAAAAGAUCAAGGAGAUUAUCCCCCAGGAACCUGAAAUACCAACUGUCCGAAAGGGAAAGCCUUCAAAAGUUGCCCCUCUACCUGAGAUAGCUAAGAAGACAGCAGCCAAGAAAGUUGUUGUCAAGAAUCCACUCAUCCAGCGUCGCCCUAAAAACUUCAGUAUUGGUCAGGAUAUACAGCCGAAAAGAAAUCUUUAUCGGUUUGUGAAGUGGCCCAAAUAUGUUGAACUGCAACGUCGGAAGGCAGUACUCAAGAAGCGAUUGAAAGUCCCACCUCCAAUCCACCAGUUUUCACAAACGUUAGACAGAAACUCUGCGAAUCAAAUUUUCAGCUUGGUUGGAAAGUAUGAGCCUCUUAGCAAGAGAGCUAAGAAAAUGCUCUUGGUUCAUCGGGCUCAACAGCGCGCCGAAGGUAAACCUGACGAGCCAGCAGCCCGUAAGCCUACCGUGAGGUCUGGCAUUCGUGAAGUGACAGCUGCCAUUACACAGAAGAAAGCUCGCCUGGUUGUAAUAGCACAUGAUGUAGAACCUAUCGAAAUUGUGUUGUUCCUUCCAGCACUCUGCAGGAAAAUGGGUGUACCCUACUGUAUCGUUAAAAGCAAAGCCAAACUAGGACUACUGGUCCAUAGGAAGACUUGUACUUGUCUGGCUCUUACCAAUAUUAGAGAAGAGGACAAAUCUCGAUUAACCAAAAUAGUUGAAAUGGUGAAGAACAAUUAUAAUGAUAGAUACGAAGAGAUCCGCAAACAUUGGGGUGGCGGUGUUAUGGGUUCCAAAUCCAUUGCAAGACAAAUUAAGAUUGAGAAGGCAAAGAAGAAGGAGUUGCAAAUCAAACUGGGUUGAAUUUAAUUUUUCAAUAUAUGCUUACGGAAAGAGUAUUUGUUUUUAUUAGGGAAUGGCAAUUUUUGAUCUUGGGAUAUAUAUUAUUUUACUCACCGCAACAGUGCUUUAAGAUGGUUUUCUGUUAACACGUAGACUGCAUGUAGGCUUUAAUAGUCUGAUGACUAGGAUGAGUGGUAAGGUAGCAGCCUGUGCAGUAACCCACUGUCUCUUGGAUGC